Molecule: messenger RNA, 3269 nt
Organism: Gryllus bimaculatus (two-spotted cricket)
Lineage: Eukaryota; Metazoa; Arthropoda; Insecta; Orthoptera; Gryllidae
Source: the annotation of a GenBank genome assembly
CAAUAAUAUAUCGCGUUUAUUCCGUGGCAGUAAAUCACACGGAUUCUUUCUGACAACUUGCUGGACUAUCUGUUCCCCGUUACUGAAAUAAAAGAAGAUCAUGGCAGCACGUGACCACCUUAUAAUAAUCUCUGCACGUGACAGAUUGGGCGGCAGGAGCGGGAGUCGAACAGGUCGUGGGGGUGGUCGGUGACCGUCGUGACCGUCACAGGUUAUGGUUGCAGCAGUGUCAAACAACCCCAACAAACCCUUCUGGUAUUGUCAUUGUUCAUAAAUUUAACAGAUACAGAUAUUGACAAUAAUCUCGACGAUUAAAGUCGAUGAAUGUCACGUUGAAUAUCAACGAUUAAAAUGUCAUUGUUAGACAAACGAAGUGCACAAAAUGUUACAUAUCACUUAAUAAACUUUGCUGUUGUGUGUAUUGUUACGGGAUUAUUUUCUUCGCAAUGUUGCGCUCUUUCAGCACAAUAUACUAGCUUUCGAUGUAAACGUGUCGAUUCUUGUGUGUGUAUGUUUGAGAAUGAAGAGGGAUAUGAUUUAUCGGAAUUAAGCGCUGUCAAAAACGGGUUGAAUGCCACCAAAAGUAAUCUCACCUUCUAUUUUCAUCCAUGCACAGACAUAAGUAUAGGAAAUAAUACUGAUUUGAAUGAUUGUUAUAAGGGAGCCUCAGUAUGUUUGUAUAAUUCAACCGAUCAAACUUACACUAAUCUGGGACUAUCACAUGAAGUGAGAGUCACUUCUAGUGGCCUAAAAGGUCCUGUUGCCUUUGUUUACUCUCAUAACAAUAGCACAACAACUGUGAUGAUGAAUAAUUGUGCAGACAGUAAUUCUUUGCAAGUGGGCUCAGGGAGUGGUGCUAAUAAUUAUGAGCUGCUGCUAAAUUCACCUUCUGCAUGCCGCCAGCGUGUGUAUGUUAAGACAGAGCCACCUGAUCAGCCUCAGGGUCAUCUAUCCACGGGCUCUGUUCUUGUAAUAAUGUUCAUAGUGUUCUCCAGCGUCUACUUUGUGGGAGGAGCUCUUGUCUUGAAACUUUUAAGAGGAGCUGAAGGCCGGGAAAUGAUUCCCAAUUACGACUUCUGGGUCAGUCUCCCAGGGCUUGUCAAGGAGGGAUUCCUUUUCACCUUGAGUGGCUGCAGAACUGCUCAAGCCUAUGAUAGAAUUUAGUUAAAAAAAAAAUGUCUUUGCUCUUCAUUUUGGCAGAAUCUCAACUUGUGAUGGGAGAUUCCUUGCCUCAAAUUGGCUCAUGGGGUUUAAAGGUCCUGCCUAGAGGUGUGGAUUGAAAUGUGAUUAAUAUUUACUGCUAAAUUCUCUUUUUUAAUUUGUUCUUAUAUUGGUGUUAAUGAACAAGACAUUGAUGAAUUUGUUAAUAAAGGGUGGACUGCAGCAUUAAAAAGUACAUGUCGAGAGAAUGUUUGUGAAUAGUGAAAUGAAUACUUUUAUUUCUUAAAAGCAAUAGGAGUGAGAAUGAAAAAAAGUACUUGCCCUGCAGAUCCAUGUGAUAAACAUCUUAUACUGGUACUUCACUUUUAGGUUCAUACUUAUCUUAAAUUUUUUAUUCAAACAUUUUGAAAAACUGUUUUUGUACAUCAUAUAAAGUUAUAUAAUUGUUAGAAAGUGCCAUUGCUUUUUUGCAUUAGAAUCUCAUUCACUUUCUUAGUUGCUGAUUAUUUUAUUACAUUUGUUCAGGUAUUGUAUUAGUUAAUGUCUUGUUAGAAUAAUAUUUUUUUAUUGUUUUGUUUUCAAGCCAUUGACCAAAUUGUGAUUCAGUAGUAAUAAUUAAUAUUUUAAAGAAGUUUGUUGCUAAGAGAAAACUCAUCUGAUGUACAGUGUAAAAUUUGUAUAUUUCUGAAAAAUAUUUGCAAGUUCAUUGAAUAAGGUUAAUAUUUUGUUGGUCUGUUGUUAUACAUGCUUGUUCAUGAAGCAAAUGCUUGACUAUGUUAGUAAAAGACAACAAUAAAACAUAUUUGAAAUUGAGUUUCUAUAGUCAUUAAUUUUUUCUUCACAAAAUAUUUUAAUAAUUGGCAAGUGUCAAUUACUUUAUAAUAUUUGUAGUAUAAGAAAAUCUGUUACUCACUAAAGGAUUCAAAUGAUCACAGUAGGUACUGAAAAAGUGUAGAAUGAUAAAGUUUAUCAGUUUUAUUUUCAUUUGUAUCUCUACAAUUGUGAAUGCCAUCAUCUGGGGGGGGGGCACCAGGUCAUAUCCCAUAUCCUGCCCCAUCCAAUUUUUGAUUGAAAACUUGAUUCUUUUUAGCUUAUAAAUGUUGUAUGUUGUUGACUUUAUAUACACAACUCUUUAUGAACAAUUUUUGUGAAUGAAUUAUAUGGGAACAGAUUUUCAUGUAACUACAUAUUUUUACUGUAACAAGAUACAUGCAGUCAAUUAUUUUUAUAGCGUUUGCCAGACAUUCUGUAUAAAUUUCAAUGACGUUUUUUUUAUUUUUUAAGUGUUAGUGUAAUUACAAAUUUUACUCAAAACUACUUCUAUAAUUUAUUUGGUAUUUAUACAUCGAAAUUGAAUGUUUCAGAUAGUAGUUUGCCAAUAUAUUACACUAGAAUCAUCUUUUUUAAAGCAAUGUAAUACGUCUGUGCUUCAAUGACUACCAGACCAACCAAAUUGUCACACUUUGUGACUUCAACCAAAAAUUGUUACCCAGCUUCGUGGAAAACGGUUACUCAAAUUCAAGGAUAAGCAGAUGUUUGCAAAGCAGAAGGAAUUAGCAGAAGGAAUUAGCAGAAGGAAUUGCAACAAUAUACUUGUUCUCAUUUCAUGUUUCUUAGAGCCCAUGUAUAACUCAAUUGAAAUUGACAAUUCUUUUAUAGAUAAUUGUAUUUUGCAUGGGUGGAUUAUUUGAGGGAGAGGGUGUAACCCCGUCUCCCUCCCCGAUAGUUAUUUUUUGUUCUCUCAACUGUUUAUCUGCACACUGGCCUCUCAUGAACAAUAUUGUACAUAUUUUGUAUAUCUUUUGUUUCAAAUUUAACUCUUAUUGUGCAAAGAAGACUAGCUCAUCUGUAGAGAUAUAUCUUUUUUACAACUUCUCCAAAUUAAUUUUAAAAUCUAAAUAGCCAAGUUUUGUGUACAGAAGUUUGAAAAUGCUUGUAUGAAACAAUUUCAAACACUAUACUGAAUUUUAUUUUAGACAUUUUCUUAUUUUUCUUACUUUUUAUGGAAAAGAUAAAUCAUGUACACAUACAUAUUUUCUUUUCUUUUAUUACAAUAAAUUCCGUUCCCUAAUUAUAAAAAAUCAAAAAAUCAAUUUUAUAAGUUAGUC